AUGCGCCCUAUUUCUUUUCUCGCCCUCUUCCUCCCCCUAUCACUGCAUUCGGUUGCAGCAGCGAAUGCCUUCGCAGGCUCCAACCUGUACUAUGCGGCUGGGCUACGUGCGGAUACACGUACUACGCUAUUAAACGGUUUGCAAAGUGCAGGCAUGAAAGUCCUCCGUGUGUGGCUGGAUGGUCAAUCAUUUACCCAAAAGGGCACAGAUAUCGACCCUUUUCCUGACCUAGAGCCAAGCACCAUCUGCAACGGUGACGCCUCGUGCUACAACGACACUGUCCUCGAACGCCUCGACGACUUCAUGAUCGAUGCUAAUGCACAUGGCAUCAAGCUCAUUAUCACCAUGCACAGUUUCAACGCGCUGCAGGCUGGGGAUGUGUAUGGUGCAGAAUUCGGUACCGGAUUCUUUUAUGAACAAGCCUUCCCCCAGCAGGCCUUCGACGCGCGGCUUGUGCAUAUCCUCAACCACGUCCACACGACUUUGGGAAAGCCAUGGAAGGAGUUGAACGAGUAUAUCUUUGGCUUCGAGGCAGAGAAUGAGGCGAUGAUCGGCAAGGGACAGGAAUAUAUCCAAGAUCAUCAGCAAUGGCAAUGCGACCGUGCACAGACCAUCCGUGGCCAGCUCGGAGACAAUAGCGGGAUUCUUGUCAUGACGGGCGGCGAAUCAUUCCUCACGGAGUCCGUCCAGCCUGACUGGUUGAGCUGCGCCGCGCUCGACCUCAUUUCCAUCCACGCCUAUGGCGUCGGGGACCUGCAGACGUCCGCUCUCCAGCCGUUCGUCCAGCAGGCUCAGGCUUCAGGGAAGAAACUGAUAAUGGAAGAAUGGGGCGCGUGCUUCUUUGACACCGCGAAUAACAACUGUCCGAACGGAGACGCUCUGUCGACCGACGCGCGCAACACGAACAUACGGAACUUUGCCAAUGCUAUCACCGGCGCGGGACUUGCCUGGCUGUACUGGGAAGUCAUCCCCAAUACGGACCCACACGACGGCUCGGACUACGAGAUCGGGAUUGGCGAUCCGUCCUGGAGCACCCUGCAGGGUCUCGCCAAGCAAGCACUCCAGGCCCCGGGUGCCUUCGAUUUCUCCGAGUUCCUCCUUUGA
Molecule: messenger RNA, 1104 nt
Organism: Trametes versicolor FP-101664 SS1
Lineage: Eukaryota; Fungi; Basidiomycota; Agaricomycetes; Polyporales; Polyporaceae
Product: glycoside hydrolase
Exons: 9
Coding region: 1-1104 (367 amino acids)
Molecular function (GO): hydrolase activity, hydrolyzing O-glycosyl compounds
Source: RefSeq, a predicted model, not a curated record